This is a messenger RNA of Castor canadensis (American beaver), 1618 nucleotides long. Lineage: Eukaryota; Metazoa; Chordata; Mammalia; Rodentia; Castoridae. The record is from RefSeq and is a predicted model, not a curated record.
UUGUCACAGUGCACCUGUCCUCUCCUCUCUCUUACAGCUGAUGCUUUCUUCAAAGCUGCGAUAAGCCUGGUGCCAGAGGUUCCGAGGACAAUCAGCGUGGAUGGGAAGGUGCGACCGUCGGAGUCAUUCCUCCUGGAGUUCCUCUGCAACUUCUUCUCCACGUUAUUAAUUGUCCCGGAUCACCCGGAGCAUGGGGUCCUGUUUCUUGUCCGAGAGCUUCUCAAUGUGAUCCAGGACUACACCUGGGAGGACAACAGUGACGACAGAAUCCGCAUCUACACCUGCGUCCUCCAUCUGCUGUCUGCCAUGAGCCAGGAGACUUAUCUGUACCACAUAGACAAAGUCGACUCCAACGACAGCCUCUACGGAGGAGACUCCAAGUUCCUGGCUGAGAACAACAGGCUGUGUGAGGCGGUGAUGGCGCAGAUCCUGGGACACCUGAAGACCCUGGGCAAGGACGAGGCCCUGAAGCGGCAGAGCACAUUGGGCCUCUCCUUCUUCAACAGCAUCUUGGCCCACGGAGACCUGCGCAACAACAAGCUGAACCAACUGUCUGUCAACCUGUGGCACCUGGCGCAGAGGCAUGGCUGUGCAGACACCAGGACCAUGGUAAAAACUCUGGAAUACAUCAAGAAGCGAAGCAAACAACCAGACAUGACUCACCUGACGGAGCUGGCACUGAGACUCCCCCUGCAAACAAGGACCUGAGCCCCGCUCCAACAGAUGUCCAAAGUUGGGCCGGCUCUGCUGUCCUGAGCCCCCAUUGGAAUUUAGGUUUUUGAUUUUAUUUUUACAUAUACACAGAUGCAUGGUUUAAACUUUGGCCUUUGCCCAGGGUAUUCUGGCAGCAAAGGGGAACUGUCAGAGUAUUAAAAGCAAGUGUUGUUCUACGAGAGCAGCAUCUCAGUGUUUCCUUGCAGAAGGGGUCUUAGGGCUCUCAGGAAGGCCCAGGGAAGGUUGGGUGGGCUUUAGCCAGGGAGUAACAACAAAACGCAAAUAACUUUCUUUUUUGCAAAAGGUUGCUUUUCUUACGGUUUGGAAAAAGAAUUUUGAAAAGCAGUCCACUGUUGCAGAUGCUGUAAGUUAGGGAGAACACCCAUGGAAGACUUAGAAAGGCAACUCUACCACCCAGUUAGUAUUGUUUCUUACCAAAAGCAGCACAGCUGCACUUACAAUCUGCCGGUGGCCCAAAGGAGAAAGUGAGGUCCACUAUGAGGCUGGCUGUGGCUUCAAAGCCUGCUGCCCCAAACACGUGGCCUGCAGGACCAGCUGUACCCAGCACUGAUCACUGAUCACUUCUGAUUUCUCCAGAAAAAAGCGUGCACAUCUGGCAUCAGCCUGGUUUGCUUUGCAACUGCAAUCCUCAGCAGUGCAUUGCUCCGUCUACUUUCCUACUGCCAGUUGGCAUCCAGUGACUUUAUUUCAAAUCAGUAAGAAGCAUGGAUAGUGAUUGGUGAUUCAAAAUCUAGAACCCAGUCUGUAAAACUGCACCAGGUGUGGACCAAGUGCUCCAAACUAGCAGGACUACAUGGGAUACCGCAUCAUCCCAGCUACUCGGAAGGGAGGCUGAGGCAGGAGAAUCACGAGCCUGGGAGCUUCGGGCCAGCCGGGCUACACA